CAUGGCAACAACCACGAAGCCAUAACGACAACUGCGGUCAGCGCUGACAUUAGCUAACGCGAUAACCGGCUGUUUUCAUUGUAAACGCUUUGGAAUACAAACACUAACGGCUUAUUAACGUUUGCUUUUUCUUUCUUUCUUUUCUUUUUUCUACUAAACUCAUUUGUUGUCGUUGACGACUGUUAGAGGACACCGUGUCGGGAGAUGAACUGCAGUUAGCACCUCUGAAACCCGUCAUUAGCAUGGCUGGGAUGGGAAAGACGCCUGUGGUGACCCCUCAGCAGCUAACGAGAGGAAGGUAGUGACGGUUAAGGAGCGAGGUUGAACUGCCGUAUGCAAUGAAGAAGUUAUUGAGCUUUACCAAGAAGAAGAAGAACUGUGGCACCUCAGACAAUGUCAGCGCACUUUCUGAUGGCUACGACUUGAAAGACAAGGAUCUGGGGAAGAUCCACAAGGCUGUCUUCCAGGGUGAUUUGGCCAAGCUGAAGCCGCUGGCUAAGAAGAGUGAUAUCAAUCAACUUGACAAGGAGAACAGAACUCCACUUCAUAUUGCGUGUGCCACCGGUCAUGAUGAAGUGGUUCAGUUCCUCGUUGAUAGCAAAGCCAAACUUAACCUGCGUGACAAUCAAAACAGAUCCGCCCUGAUGAAGGCAGUGGAGGGCCAGCAUGAACGCUGUGUGGCAAUAUUGCUGGAAAAUCAAGCCGAUCCAAAUCUUGCAGACGUCAACGGCAAUACGGCCCUCCAUCUAGCAGCGAACAUCCCCUCCAUUCCCACAGCGACACGUCUGUUGCAGCAUGGGGCGGAAAUUAACGCGCAAAAUAAGGAGGGGUUCGCCCCAUUGACCAUUGCGAUCCGUGAAGACCGUAUUGAAAUGGCCGAGUUUCUCCUGAAAGAGACAGCUGAUGUGAAUUGUCUUGACCACGAACAAAGGUCCCCUUUAAUGCUAGCUGCCUGCAGCGGUCAGCACAGUAUGGUAAAGCUUCUCUUGCAGUUCGAUCCAGACAUCACCCUUCAGGACAAAAAAGGGUGGACAGCUGAUGACCACGCACAAAAAAAUGGACAUCAUAGUUGUUGCCUCCUAAUCACAGAGUAUGUUACCAAGAGGACACACAGGGCCUCAGUAUCACGUCCAGGUCCAUACAAGAAGAAAAAACCACCGAGCAUUCCCUUCCACCAUGAACCUGAACCAGGCUUUUCUUUGGGAGGACCAGCCACUGAUAAAGAGCUUGGGACAAAUGAAGAAGGGGGAGAUUUAGAAGACAAUUCAUUGUCAGAGUCAGUCAGUCGAGCUUCUAAAAGUGCGAAUGAUGAAUGGCCCUCAACAGAAGAUGAUGAUGACUCCUCUGCGGGAAAGAAACCACUUAAAGUGAACCUAAGCCGAAUUUUGGCGUCUAAAAAAGGAGAAGCUCCUGUUCUACCCGACACUUCCCUGAGUGAUGCAGAAUCAGAGCCACUACGUAAAACUAAUGUCCCAGUAGAUUCCUCUACAGUUUCCAUUCUUUCCAAAUCCCCUCUUCAUAUCUCCAGAAAGAAACAAAAUUUUACUGAAGAUGAAAAAGACAAUGAUAGAAAAGGAAAAGAUGAAAAAGACUCAUCGAAUGCUGAUAAUAAAUCUCAAGACAGUGGAGACGUCCAUGAUGGAGUUCCAACUGUUCCAAAAGUAGAAGUUGGUAAAGAUAAAAAAAGAGACUUCCGGUUAGAACUGGGUCUGAAGAAAGGGGAAGGAGAUGAGAGUUCAUGGGACUCCGAGUCGAAUUCGGAACUUUCCAACGUACCACAUAAGGAAGAGCCAAAUCUGCACAGCCCAAAUAGAGAGGGAGCAAAUCCUGUGGAAGAUUCACUCAAAGAAACUGACAGUGACAAUAAGGAUAAUCAAAGGGAGCUUACAACGGAAGACAAUCCUGUACAGAAAAAGAAGGAAAGUUCUAAAGAGCUCAGUGUUUUGAUCAGCCACAAAGGAAAUGUCAACAUAAUGGACGAGCUUGGUGUCGGCGAUGUAGAUGAUCUUGAAGUAUCUUAUGUUCGUGGUGCAGAUGGAUCAGACUGGGAUUCUACCAGCAGUAUCAGUAAAAGAACCCCGACUGGGUUGAAGAUUCCCUCCUCUGGCCUCGAGGAGUUUCAGAAAGACGGUGGUCUUCCCAGAACCUCAACACCUAAGAGGAGCAGCAGCUUUGGGAAGAGUCUACCCAGCACGUCCUCCAUCUCUGCUCUGCUGCUCCAACCUCAUACAACGAAGAUAAAUUUUCAGACGCCAGACGAAGAAGAUUCAGAUAGUGAGAUAGAAAAGACUAGAGGCUCUCAAGAAAAUUCUCCUGCAGGCAAUCGGCGACGGUCAGCGCAGGAACCUGGUACUGCUGAAGAGGCAGAAAACAUUCAAGAAAGUUCGGAUUAUGAAGUGGAAAAGGAGAAAGAUGAUGCAGUAGAUGGAUGUGAGUUCAGUUUGAACAACUUAGGCCAUGCAGGCUCUGACACGGAAGAAAAGGUAGGUGGAGAUACUCCGUGGGAGAAGCGUUACGAGAAACUCUGGGUAGAGGUUGAGAAAAGGGAGGUAAAAUCCACCUUUAAGAGCGUCACUGGGGAGUUAAAGGAGAGGUUUGGCGAACUUUUUAAAUCAAGGGAUCCUGCGAAAACCCCCACGGAAGACACUUCUCCUGCGUCCAGCUCUACGGGUGAAGAUUCAAGUGACGAGGAAGAAGAGGACAUCGUUCGCCCCACAGCUAGAGCAAGAAGUAUUGUUCUUCUCACCAUCCCUGAGCAGAGAGAGUCAGGACAGGAGGAGUCUAUGGCAGAGUCACCUGGCAGCUCCUUGUGUGAGGAAACACUACCGGACUGUGAUCAAGAUGUGAACGAUAGCUUUAUCCAUCAUAAGUCAGCUCUACUCACAGCUGAUGUCGAGACCAAAGCUUCAUCACAGCUUACCGCCGCACAGGAAGAAAGCGAAGACGAUACCGAUCGAUACAGCAAACCUGCUUCAAAGGAUAACGGCGUAGCUCUGCUUGCUACUGACUCUGCUGGCCGUCUACAUGAAGCUGGUGGGUCCAAUGCAGGGUCAGAAGAGAGUCUGACGUCUGAGCUGGCCUUGCAACACAGAUGUCCAGAUGUCUCUAAUGGAGAAGGGCCUGAAGAAGAGGACAUGAUGAGGUUUGAUCCUGAGAUGGCCGGCAAAACAGGUGCUGUGACAAAGCAUCGAAAGUCGUUAUUUUACCGCGAUGCCAGUGAAGCAGGUGGUUCGGAGAAGCCUGGGACCAGUGUAUGUUUAAGUUUGGUUCAAGCUGGAAGAUCUAAUCAGGAAUAUGAGUUUGAUGCCAGAGCUCCAAUCGUACAGAGCUGCAGUGGCAUAAAGCAAGGUGGAGAAGGGAAAUUACAGCUUGAGCUGAUGGUCCAUUGGGCCCGGCAAAGUGGAGGCCCUCAGGCCAGCAUACAAGUUGAUCGACCAACCGCACAUGAGGUUGGGGAAAGCCCUAUAAGUGACAUAUCGGACGAUGAAGAAGGCGACAGGUCUACGACUACAGAUCAACGGAAAAGCAAGGUCCAGAGUCUUGAAGACAUAAGCAUGCCUGACGAUCUAGAAGAACUCAGCCAGUCGUCCGACACAGACGAUGCGGACUCGCAAAUUUCAGGCUACCGUAAUGCAGCCUCCUUCAUGCAGAAGCUGGAGUCAUUCUCUUUGGAUCCCACGACUAUGACAAAGAUACAGAACAUCUUCCACGAGUACGAGCGUUCCAUUGAAAAAAUGCGAAGUCGCCAUGGCUAUCUGUCAGAGAAGGUGAACCAGCUGGAAGCGGAAAGAAUGUCGCUGAAGAGCUUACUGGAGGAAGUCAGAGACGCUAAGGCCCUUCUGGAGCGCAACCAGCUGGAAAUACAGACUGACCUCACAAACAUCAAAUUUCAACUGAAACAAGAGCAGGAGAAUCGCCAGAAUGCCUCCAUGAUGUACGACUCCACCAAAGACAAGCUGAAGCGGGUGGAGGAGCAGCAUUUGUUUGAGGUUGAGGACAAGCAGAAGGUGGAGCUGACACUGAGGAACGUGGAGCUGGAGAUGAGAACGCUCGCCAGCAACUUGAAACAGCUAGAAGAAGAGCAACAUGAGACUCAGAAGUUGCUGGCUCAGGAACGCACCUCCCGGGCCCUGCAGGAAAAUCUGCUCAACAAUCACCUCCGAAAGCAGAAGGAGAUAGAGGCGGAGAACAGGAAAAGCAUCACCAGAAGCAAUGAGGCUUUGUCUCAGCUCACCGAGGCCGGCGACAGGGAAAGAGAGCUGCUUCGUCAGAAUAGUUCUCUUCAGGAGCAGCUGGCCACGUUAAAGGCAGACUUCGAACAUUCCCAGGCAGACAUCAAACUCAAAGAGACCACCCUCGAGGAGGAGAAGGAGGCCCUCAAGGAACAACUCGAGGACAUUCGUCAAGACCUCCAGCACAGCAAUGAAACCGUGACCCAGACCGUGUUCACUUGCAACAACCAGCUGGCGGCCCUGAAGGCUGAGUUGGUGAAAACCACGAGCCAGCUGGAACACGAACGACACGCCCGCGAGGCGCUGGAGACCGAGGCCGAGUCGACUCGGUCUCGCUUGGCCGCAGCCGUGAAGGAGGUCGAACUUCGCCUGGCGUCUCACGCAGAGACAGAGAAAGUUCUGCUCAGAGAGAAGGAAGAACACCAGAGACAGAAAGACCGACUCGCACACGAAAUAACCAUUCAGCGCGAGGCAGUCAGCAACCUGAAACAGAAGCUGGCCAAGGCCGACGCUAAUACAAACACCAUGGAGAACGACAUGCAGCGGGUCUCUGCGCAGCUGACGGAGAAGAAUCUGCUGCUGGACGCCCUGCUGAAAGAGAAGGACUAUGGCAUGGCACGUGCCAAGGAGCUCGAAACGACUCUGCAAGCAGAGAAGGAGCUGUCCAGUCGCAGCAUAGCACGCCAAGAAGCAGCGGAAGAACGCCUCGCCCAUGCCCAAAGCGAGACCGUGUUGCUCCGGCAGCACCUGGAAGAGGCCCAGAACCAAGCCGCCGCAAAGGAGCGCGCCAUGACCGAAGCCCAGGAGCGCUUCAGCGACAUGCUGACCAAGCUGCGCGCUGACUGUGAACAAAGAGUUCACCUGGUCGAGGAGAGGAAUAAGGAGCUCGCCAGCAAGGCUGCUGAACUUCGUGAUCUGAACAUCAAGUUAGAGGAAGAGAAGAAUCAACGAGAAAACACUGUAAGGCAGCUGCAGCAGGAGCUGGCCGACUCUCUUAAGAAGUUAUCGAUGUGUGAAGCUUCCCUGGAGGUCCUCACACGCUAUCGCAACGACCUGGAGGAAGAGAAAGCUCGGCUUGUCAAAGACGUCGAAAGACUCAGAGAAAAGCUUGAAGAAACCGAAGAGAAGUACCUCCAGGCAGAGCGACACAUCAACAGUACGAAAGUCAGAAUUGACAGAAUGGAAAAGGAACUUAGCAGUACCAUCCAUAAACUCCAAGAGGCGGUGGCUUCCGUCGUGGCCUCUGAGAUCACCACCAAACAGUUGGAGGAAGCAAUGCAAAACCUGGAGGUCGAGAACGCCAAACUGGAAGGUACUACGAAGCAGCAGGCUGAUAAAAUUGAGGCUCUUCAGAAAAGUGCUGAGGAAGCCGUCGUGGUCCGUGCACAUUUGGAGGAGUUGGUAUCAAACCUCCAAGGCCAGAAGAUUUCUUUGGAAGAACAGCUGAAUAAAGAGUUGCACAAACAGAGCAUGCUGUCUAACACCAUGCAAGACUCUCAGGUCCUGUGGGAGGAAGAGACAAAGAACCGCUCAAAGUUAGGACUGCGCAUGACAGAACUUGAAAGAGAAAAAGCAGAGCUUAUAAACCAGAUGGAGACGGAAAAGAAGAAAGCCAAGAAAAUCGCAGAGCAAAAGAAAGCGGUUGACACUCGCCUCGAUCAAGAGAUGAAGAGAAACACGGAUCUUCAAAAAGAAAUGCACAGGCAACGAACUUUAUUAAAAAGUGCAAAGAAGAAGCUGCAGGGUCAAGAGUCUUAUUCGUCUAUGAAGAGCCCUCACAGGCGACCGAGUCAGGCUGAUGGGUGGAUGAAGGACAAGGUGGAGGAUCUGCAGGCAGCGCUGGAGAAGGAAAAAGCUCGUCGCUACCAGCUGGAGCAGAUCAACGAGGAGCUUCAGGACCAGUUGGCCUCCCUGACAGGCGUGGGCAGACACCACGGCGAGCUGGAGAGAAACAAAAAGCACCUGGAGAGCGAGUUGCUGGAGCUGAGGCGCCAAUUGGACAGCGCCCAGCCCGACCAGAGCGUGCUGGAUCAGUACCGACGUGAAGCAGAGGAAAAAGCCCACCAGGAGGUGCAGCAGAAACUUGAGCAGGUCAACCUCUUCCUACAGUCCCAGGCGGCGUCUCAGGAAGCGCUAGAUGAGAUCAAAGCCGCCAACGAGGCCAACCUGCGCUCCCAGCUGGAACAGAAGAUCCGGGAGCUGGAAGGGGAGCUGAGCCGAGCCCGCACCAUCCAUCAGGAGGCAGUCAGCCAAAAAGAGUCCACGCGCUCAGAGCUGGAGCGCUACCGACACCUCUACAACGAAGAGAUGCGUCUGCGGAUGUCCUUAGCUGCCAAACUGGAGAGGGCCAACACCCGCCUCUCCGAAGCCAACUCCAAGUUGCUGAGUGAGCGCAGCAGGAGUCUUAUGAUGGGAAACAUUACAAGCGGGAGCCUGAUGGGACCUUCUCUGGACAUGAGUGCCUUGGCUACGCCAGCCACCCCCGGGACCUCAAUGGGGGCCCUCAAUAGGAACACGAGCGUGGGAUAUUCCCUGCCCAGUACUGAGUCAGACGGACAGAACCAAAGGGUGGAGGACUACCUGGCUAAGAUGCAGAGAGAGCUGGACAAAAACAUAUCGAAAGAACUGAGACACGCCACAGCGGAGCUGGACGCCGCCUCGGCCCGCCUGUCUCCUGUGGGCUCCGCCUCCAGAGUGGAGCUGGACCCCCUCAGCUGGGCCACGCAGCAGUAUUUGGAGGUGCUGAAGAAGAACCGUAGGAUCUGAACACACGUUUCUGCCAGCCACCGGAAAACUAAAGCCAAGACCAAGAAACUAACGCUUUUUUUUUUUCUUAAGUCUUCUUGUCAUGAAAUAAACUUGACCGCACGUUGCACUUACCUCCCCUUGACCCCUCACGGAGUGAGGGACGGACGAGACUCUGAACUAAAGACGACCUCAGAAGUAUUUGUCUUGCCGGCUGAAACUAGUUUUGAUUUGUGAAUUUUUGGUGUUUUGGAAUUACCGCUUUUAAGUAUUUGUAUUUAUCAUCAUUUUUGCCAAUUUAUGACAUUUGGUACAUGCCAUCCAAUGGUGCAAUAUCUGUGGUAGUACUGAUAUAGAGUUGUGUCGCUCUCGGUUUAUUUGUUCUUUUAUGUAAUGAACAGUAUAUACUUGAACAUGACGAGCUGGAAUGAGGUCCGGCUAUAAAAACAGGGUGACCAUGGUUUUACAUUUCAGCUUAUUGUUGGUUUGAUGAAAGGGACAGUCGGUUUAUAUUUUGUUCCAUUAUUAUUUUUUGUUGUUUUAUAUUAUCUUAAAAUACUGUAAAAUAAAAAUACAAAUACAUAAAUAUACAGAAAGGUUUUCAAAGUAACGUUUCAUUCACUGCAACAACAGUGGAAUCAAAAGUUUGUACUCUGCAUAUAUUAGUAUCUAAAACUGAACAAAUGAAAAGCUAUAUGGAGCAUCCAGGAAGGAUUUGUUGUCAACAUUUUCUACCUAAAUACAGCAAAUGUUUUAAUGUAAUCUAUUCCAAUAUGGGUUUCCCUUGACUCAUAUUUACAGUGAAGGAGAAGACAUAAAAUGGACAGCAAAUCCAUCUGAAAAAUGAUCCGAGCUGCUCAGAUUUUACAGCAAAGCAUUCCCAAACCGUGACACAUAGAGUGUGCAUCCUUAAAAUGUCUUAAAUUUGUUAUUCUGAAAUUAAGGCAUUAAAAUGUCUUAAAUUCA
This is a messenger RNA of Poeciliopsis prolifica (blackstripe livebearer), 7943 nucleotides long. It is a transcript of the gene aard, whose product is annotated as ankyrin repeat domain-containing protein 26. The transcript is spliced from 42 exons. The record is from RefSeq and is a predicted model, not a curated record. Lineage: Eukaryota; Metazoa; Chordata; Actinopteri; Cyprinodontiformes; Poeciliidae. Bases 339 to 6998 code for a protein of 2219 amino acids. Gene Ontology annotation, molecular function: protein binding.